Messenger RNA from Rosa rugosa (rugosa rose), 2100 nucleotides. RefSeq lists its product as uncharacterized. The transcript is spliced from 2 exons. Bases 1 to 2100 code for a protein of 699 amino acids. The record is from RefSeq and is a predicted model, not a curated record. NCBI's taxonomy places the organism in Eukaryota, Viridiplantae, Streptophyta, Magnoliopsida, Rosales, Rosaceae.
AUGGAUAAAUCAUGGAUGCAUGCUGAUAGAAGAUCAUUGAAGUUUAAGAUAGGACUUGAAGACUUUCUUAAGUUCGCUUUAGCAAAUGCACGCGACAUAUCAAAAAUAUGCUGUCCUUGUUUGAAGUGUUGUAACAAUGAUGAAUUUUCUGUUGGAGUGAUCAAGGACCAUAUAUACUUUAAUGGUAUUGAUGUUAGAUAUAAGCAAUGGAAAUGGCAUGGAGAACCUUCUGCCAUGAAUGCCGAUAUAUUAGGUGAAUCCGAAACAGUAGAUAUGGGUGCUGAUUUUGGGAUAGGGGAUGAAGAUGAUGAGAUUUCGAGUGACUCGAAUGAGUUUCUUAGGUUUGUAGAGGAUGGAGAUAAGCCUUUGUAUCCGGGUUGUACUAAGACUACAAAGUUAAAUGGUUUGAUACAAACGUUCAAUUUGAAGGCAAAACACGGAAUGACAGACUCUUGUUAUUCUGACAUGCUAAUCAUGAUUGGCAUGUUGCUGCCUGAAGGGAAUGAGGUACCUGGGUCUGUAUAUGAGGCUAAGAAAACACUUGCUGCAUUGGGCAUGGGCUAUGAAAGGAUUCAUGCUUGUCCAAAUGAUUGCAUCCUUUAUAGAGGGCAGCAUGCAGAAGCAACAAGUUGUCCAACCUGUGGUGAAUCACGUUGGAAACUGGGUAGAGAUAAUACUAAUAAGGAAGGGGUGCCUGGGAAGGUCUUGUGGUACUUCCCACCAAUCCCGAGAUUCAAACGGAUGUUCCAAUCGACCAAGACAGCUAAGGAUUUGACUUGGCAUGCCAAUGAUAGGAAAACAGAUGGAAUGAUGAGGCAUCCAGCAGAUUCCCCGACUUGGAAGUUAGUUGACACAAAGUGGCCAGAAUUUGGUAGCGAACCGAGGAACCUUAGGCUAGCCCUUUCCUCAGAUGGGUUUAAUCCCCACAGUUCAUUAAGUAGCCGAUACUCUUGCUGGCCUGUUAUUCUUGUUACAUAUAACCUUCCUCCUUGGCUAUGCAUGAAGAGGAAGCACAUGAUGUUAACAUUGUUAAUAUCUGGACCCAAACAGCCGGGAAAUGAUAUUGACGUUUAUUUGCAGCCUUUGAUAGAUGAUUUGAAACUACUGUGGGUUGGGGUUGAAGUGUAUGAUGCCCUUAGAGGAGAGUCCUUCAAACUGAAGGCAGUCCUAUUUUGGACUAUUAACGACUUUCCCGCAUAUGGGAACCUCUCGGGCAGCAUUACCAAAGGAUACAAUGCUUGUCCAGUUUGUGUUGAUGAAACCCGACCAUACAGGUUGAAGCAUAGUAACAAAAUGGCAUUCAUGAGACAUCGCAGAUUUUUGCCAAGACAUCAUCCAUAUCGAAGGCAGGCUGCAGCUUUUGACAAUACCAUAGAGGAAGAUGUCGCUCCUUCACCAUUAAGUGGAGAGGAGAUGUUGUCAAGAGUUGAAGGUCUGAACAUACCAUUUGGGAAAAAAAAACCUUGUCCCCCUCACAAGGGUGUUGAAGCGAAAAACAGACCUUGCUGGAAAAAAAAAUCGGUUUUCUUUGAACUUGAUUACUGGAAACAUCUUCCAGUGAGACACAUUCUCGAUGUGAUGCACAUUGAGAAGAAUUGUUGCGAUGCUAUUCUUGGAACCGUAUUGAACAUUCCCGGGAAGACCAAGGAUGGAGCUGCUUCUCGUUUGGACAUGGUUGAUAUGGGCAUCAGAACUGAUUUGAAGCCUACACCUGGUCCGAAAAGGGCAAAGUUGCCUUUGGCGAGUUGGAACUUGCUGCUAGAUGAGAAGAAAAUAUUAUGCUCUUCCUUUUUCAACAUGACGGUUCCUGUGCGCUUUUGCUCAAACAUAAGGAAUCUGGUUUCAAUGGAAGAUUUGAGACUCGUUGGUCUUAAAUCACAUGAUUGCCACACUAUUAUGCAGAUUCUUCUCCCUGUGGCAUUAAGAUCAGUUUUAGAAAAGCCAGUUAGGUAUGCUAUUAUUCGGUUCUGCCUAUUCUUCAAGGCAAUUUGUAGUAAGGUGAUAGAUGUUUCAAAACUUCAACAGAUGCAAGCUGACCUUAUUGAUACAAGAAGUAGAGUUAUGUGGUCCGGUGUUUCUUCGAUGGAUGUACCCAUUUGA